Molecule: messenger RNA, 786 nt
Organism: Pipistrellus kuhlii (Kuhl's pipistrelle)
Lineage: Eukaryota; Metazoa; Chordata; Mammalia; Chiroptera; Vespertilionidae
Gene: BEST1
Product: bestrophin 1
Source: RefSeq, a predicted model, not a curated record
CCGGCCGUGGACGAGAUGCACCGGGACCUGCCCUGGAACGCCCCAGAACCACCCCCCUACACGGCCGCUUCUGCCCAGUCUUGCCGGCCUUCCUUCUUUGGCUCCACCUUCAACAUCAGUCUGCACAAGGAAGAGAUGGCGUUCCAGCCCGGCCCGGAGAGGCAGGGGAGGAGGGCACGCCCGCUGGCAUCCUCCGCCGCCUCCUGGGCUGCAGUCCCCCCAGCCCCCACCAGGACGAGCUCCAAGACCAAGCUACUGCUGCCCAGGAAGGAAGGCCUCCUGCCUGAGGGCCCGCCCGAGCAGCUUGGGGUGCCAUACAGCACUCGGGGAUGGAAGCUGGGGCGGGGGGAGAAUGCAGCUAAGCCCCCUGCGCUGUAUGGGAGGUCGGGCUACCACAGCACCCGGCAGACACGGCUCAGCCCCACCCCCAUGGCGUUCCCACCAGCACCCCCUGCACCCGCCGGUCUCCGCUGAGGCCCUGGCGUCCGGGCAGCCCAGAGCCCGCAGCCUGGGGUGCAAGGGGCCCGGCGGAGCUUGGCGCUGCUCCCGGAGUGCGCAGGGGCCUCAGUGGAGCCCCUGGAGCUGGGUCACAUCAAGAGGAAGACGGUGGAGUUUAACCUGACCGACACGUCAGCAGCCCCGAGAGUCCUCUCCGAGAACCACGCACGACACUCGGACCACGACCCCUACUGGGCCUUGGACAGCAGGUCUGUGCUCUGCGCCAGCCAGGCUCACCGCACCCUCCCUGGGCGCCCUCCAGCCCCACCCCAGCUCCCCUUGCUCUGA